AUGUUCAAUAUUGUAUUGUCAAAAUGGAUUAACAGACCAUAUAUGAAUACAUCUUUAUGGAAAAAAAGUGAAUCAAAAUUAUAUAGUUCGCAUGUAUAUGCAUCUAAAGUUAAAAAUUAUAUAGAAAAUGCAGUUGUUUUAUGUGAUAGUAAUUCAAUUGGUAUUAAAUUAGAUAUUUUUAAUUUUAAUGGUGGAAGAAUUUUUCCAUCACGUCAUGAUGGAAUUUAUAAAUGUAUUUCUUAUUAUCCUAAGAAUUCUUCAACAAUUACCUAUAGAUUACCAUUGAAUGCAUCAGAUUGUGGUGUAUGGAAUUUUAAAAAAAGUGAUAAAUUUUUGUCUGUCGAGUAUACGAUAACUGUUAUAGUUAGUUUUCAUCCACAAAAAUUGACAGAAGAUGAUAAAUUAUAUAAUUUAAAAUGUGUUUAUAAUGCUAUGCAUCAAUCAUUGAAUGCUUUAAUGGAGAUUAGUACAUUUUCAAAUAAAAAUCUUAUACAUGAAGAAGGAAUUCCGGAUUGUCAUUACUCAUUACAUAGAAAUUCAAUUGAUGGUCCUUCUAUCGGAAAAGUAAAUAUUGGAGAAAAAGUAUUUCAUACAUGGAAAUGUAACAAUCCAGCUUUUGCAAUGAAAGUUUAUCAAUGUUAUGUAGGUGAUGGAUCCAGUAGAAAAUAUUUAAUAAUUGAUGAAACUGGUUGUUCAAAAGAUAUCAAUAUAUUACCAGAUUUGAUUUAUUCAAGUUCACUAAAUUUAGUUUAUAGUGAAGCAAAAGUUUUUAAGUUUGCACAAAGUUCACAAAUGCAUUUUUCAUGUUUAAUAUUACUUUGUCCUAAGGUUGAUCCUAAUUGUAAAAAAUAUAUUCCACCAAAUUGUAAAAAUAAUAAAAAAAAUGGAAGGUUUCGUCGUGCCGGUAUUCAAAAUACUAUGAAUGAAAUGAUUGAAGGAAAUUAUACUAUAAUAAAUGACAAAAAAAGUAUUGAUAAUAAUAAUUGUAAAUUUUGGUAUUAUAACAAAUUUCUAAUACUAUCAAUGAUUUUUAACAUUAUUACACUCUUUCUUUUAACAGUUUCAAUAUUUUACAAUUGGAAACAUAUAUUUCGUGGGAAAGUUGAAAUAAAUAGUGUUAACAGAACUAUACCUAAUAAUAGAGAUACAUGA
This is a messenger RNA of Strongyloides ratti, 1152 nucleotides long. RefSeq names its product Zona pellucida domain-containing protein. Bases 1 to 1152 code for a protein of 383 amino acids. The record is from RefSeq and is a predicted model, not a curated record. Lineage: Eukaryota; Metazoa; Nematoda; Chromadorea; Rhabditida; Strongyloididae. The transcript is spliced from 7 exons.